This is a messenger RNA of Oreochromis aureus, 3846 nucleotides long. It is a transcript of the gene mief1, whose product is annotated as mitochondrial elongation factor 1. Bases 150 to 1589 code for a protein of 479 amino acids. Gene Ontology annotation, biological process: mitochondrion organization; positive regulation of mitochondrial fission. NCBI's taxonomy places the organism in Eukaryota, Metazoa, Chordata, Actinopteri, Cichliformes, Cichlidae. Gene Ontology annotation, cellular component: mitochondrial outer membrane. The transcript has 5 exons. The record is from RefSeq and is a predicted model, not a curated record.
UGACGGUCCCAGAAGAUAAGGAGGAGGCCCUGAAAAGGGGCCGGUUCUUUCUCAGCAGCCGACUGGGUGGGCUUAUGUAGGAGGAAGGGGAUCAGGGGCCAUCGGGUGGUGGUUAAAGGUUGUCUGAAGGUCCAUCUUCCAGUACCAGGAUGGCGGGGGUGAACGGAGACCGAAAAGGAAAGAAGGAUGAUAAUGGGAUUGGAACAGCUAUUGACUUCAUGCUUUCGAAUGCCAAGCUUGUGCUGGGGGUGGGAGGGGCAGCCAUGCUUGGCAUUGCAACACUAGCCGUCAAAAGAAUGUAUGAUCGUGCCAUAAGUGCUCCCACCAGCCCCACAAAGAUGGAGCAGACAGGAAAGAGAAGCUGGGAGGAGCCUGCCUGGAUGGGGUCAUCCCCGAGGGUUUUAAACCAUGACAUGAAGUCCACAGUUAGCAGGUCGCUGCAGUCUCUGCCCACUUCUUCACAUGCUUUUGAACCAGACUGUCUGCGAAGGGCUGUGGGUCGAGCUGCUGUGGGGAAAAGCGGUGCCACUCGGUCAGAUAUGAUGCGGGCCCGGAUGCGUCUGUCUUUGCAAGAACACCUGUGGGAAUUCUACCAAAAUAAUGUCAACAUCCCUGCUGAGGAGCAGGCCAUGGCCAGGAGGGCAGCGCUAGACAUCUGUGCUGAGCUCAGAGUGUUUCUUCAUGCCAAACUGCCUGACAUGCCGCUCAGAGAGAUGUACCUCAGUGGCAGUCUGUACGAUGACCUUCAGGUUGUAACAGCCGACCACGCCCAGCUCAUGGUGCCUCUUGUCUUGGAGAAGAAUCUGUGGUCGUCCAUCCCCGGAGAGGACACGAUCAUGAAUGUCCCAGGUUUCUGGCUUGUCCGUAGGGAGAAUUUGGAAUAUUUCCCUCGGAGUAGCAGCUAUUGGGACCGAUGCAUGGUCGGAGGUUAUCUCUCCCCGAAAUCAGUGCUUGAGGUCUUUGAGAAGCUUGUUGCAGGUUCUAUUAACUGGCCAGCUAUAGGGAGUGUCCUCGACUACAUCAUCCGUCCCGUGGUUCCCGCCGAAACGCUGACUCUGGAGGUACAGUACGAGACGGACAGGAAGCUGUAUGUGGACUUCUUGCCUUUGCUCGUGAUGGAGGAUGGAACCUCACUGAUUGCCAAACCGCACCGGUUUGCUGCAGAGCGCCACGAAAACCUGUGGCGACAGAGCUUCCGCGUGGCCGAGACCGCCCGGCUCAGGGCGCUAGAUCAGGAGGAUGGCGGCUGCCGAUGUACCUGCCUCAAAGUGGCAAAGGCUGUGUGCAAGCUCAACCCUGCCCUUCACAGGCUCAACUCCAGCCAGCUCACUAAUACCAUCCUGUUGCUCAGCGAAAAAGAAGGUGACUGGACCCAGGAAGCGCUGGCCGACCGCUUCCUUCAGCUGCUACGAGCGCUAGUGGGGCACUUGGAGGCUGGGAAGCUGCCGUGUGCCCUUAGCCCUAAAGUGAACUUGUUUUGUGAGCUGACUGAUCAAGAAGUGGAUGAGCUAGGGUAUACCCUCUACUGUGCACUGUCUGAUCCCGGGGGGCUGCUGAGAACUGCUGCAGCACAGCCACCACACCCCUGAAUGGUAACGCUGAGCUGUGAUGAGGUUGAGGGAAUAAAAACAUGUGCAUGGAAUAAUCCCCUCUUGUGCAACACAUGCUCUCUUGAUUAGUCAUGGCCUCCUCUACAUGCAGAGGCCCGUACACACAGUAGCAGUUACUCAAAUUUUGGGGAUAUGUUAACAUUAAAGGCGUAUCGUUGUGAUCCAAAUAUUAUUUUAAUCUCAGAGAACAGAGGGGUUUUUUGGUGCUGAUGGCUCUCACUAAGGCCAUUGUAUUAAUGAAGUUAAGAAUGGAUACACCAUUAUGGUCCAGUGUUGAGUUCCUGCAGAAGACUUGAAAUGUGUUACACUUGAACUCCAGUGUUUUAGGAAUACAGACGUGUCCGAUGCAGGUCAGGGUUACAUGAACUGAUUGCUAACUCAGUUUUUGGGAUUUGAUUCAAAGAACAGAGUGUAAUGCUGCCUGUGUGUAUGCCAACUCAAAAGUUAAUAAAUUGUUAAUCAUCUCGAAUGACUUCUGCGAGAGAUCUUCAUUAAUACAGUGGCUGCGUUUUUAUUGUAUGCUUUACGUUACCUCGGGUAUGUGAAAACAAUCAUUAAGUGUGUGUUUGGAACGUCUGCUGCUUGCAUGUGUUAAUAUGGAACAGGUUAUAAUACACAGAGUUGUAUGUCCGUGUCUUGCUCCACACCGUUCAACCAAGGUAACUGAUUUAAAGUUUACUAUAAAUAGAAAGAGGACAUUUCUGGGUAGUCGCUGGUUGAUGAAAUUCCCCAAAAGGAGAAGUAAAAAAAGGGGGAAAAAAAGGAUUCAUGUGAUGAUUGAAUACAAAGUUGCUCUUUGUUUGCUUUUGCUCAUCUCCAGACUCAUGUUUGCUGCUUUAAUCCACAGGUCUGAUAUGCUUUAAUCCUGAUUUUGUUCUUUCUCUCUCAUUACUAUAAAAAUGUGUAGUGUCCUGCUGUAAAUUUGGAACAACGUUAAGCAUUCAGGAGGACUUUCUGAAAGCGCUGUAUCUCUUGGCCUUUGCUUUAAUUUCCUGUUAUUGCUCUAAACUAUAGCCAGUAUGUGUUGCAUUCACUUGCUCCAUCUGGGCCUCCGCGUCUUUUGUAGCAAGAUGGUUCUUUCAUGUUGGCAGUUUUUCCGCCGUUGUCCCUGUGCAAUUUGAGAGUUAACGAACAACAAACAUGGUUCUAACCCGCAGGAGGUUUUGUCUGUCCUUUUGGUGUUUUAGUCUCAGUAUUAACUGAAGCCUCAGAUCACAGUCAGAGUAGAGCCUGUUGUCUUUGUGUGCUUGCAUAUAAACCCUGAUUAACUUGUCGGUGCCAGUCUGUUGUGUAAGUUGCCAGACACAGAUUAGAGCAGCGCAAGUCCACAUCAAGCAGGUCAAGAGGACGACUACUGUUUAUCAGUACUACCGCUGUGACACAUAACAGAUCUGUGUGCCUGUCAGAUCGUCCUAUAUUUGACUAGAUUACAGGUGCUAAUGUUUUGGCUCAUGACCUGAUGCACAGGGAUCUAUCCAUAGAUCUUCAGUUAUAUAACUGCAACUGUAAUAGCCAGGGUUUCUAAAGUGAAAUUAUUCUAUCAGUUCAUGGUCAGGUGACCGGUAGAGUAACUAUGAUAGCUGCCUCACUGGCAAGUAGUGUCUCUCAGUAUUCAAAAUAUGUCAUCCAAAUAAUCACAUGACCGCUGUCUGCCGUCACUUUUAGCCUUAGAGUGAAGAAAAUGCAGUGAUAUGGAGUAAGUGUCCCCUCAGUCCCCAUCCCACUAUUUGUAUUGUGUACAUAAUGGAGGGGUCGUUUAUAGUUCCGUUAUGCGCUGAGUUAAUAACCACUUACAUGGUGAUGAUGAUAACAGUAACAGGGGGGAAAAAAUAAAUAUUUUUGUAUUUAUUGUACAUUUGUAACCAAAAAGAGCUUCAUAUUUAUUUGCACUGAUGCAGGUUCAACAUGUAAAGUUCUCCUUGUUGUGCUUCAUUAAGUGCUUUGAUCUGGAUGUGUGGACAAAAAAAAUGACUACAGUAGAUCUUCUUUCUCUGCAAAUUAAGUGUCUUCCUUUGCUGACCUAGUUUAUGCUAUAAACAACUAGGGGAGUCACUGUGCCACAUUUGUAAUGUCGUAAACAAAGCCCAAAGUAGAUCACUACCUCUACCUUGUGGAGUGCAUAUUAGCCAUAAACCAUGUUGCAUGCUAUGUACUUUUCCCAGCUGUUUUUUUUCCAAGUUGAACAUUGAACAGUGCAGCACUUUGUAUACUACAUUAAAAAUGAAAAUGACAUUCG